GUUUUCGUUUUGGAGUCAGGAAAUUUUGCGUGUUCUGCGCCAGAAAAUUUCAAUUUUUAGUGAAAAACUUUUGAGUUUCUCGACGAUUCUGUUCGACAAUGAACAGAUUUGAGUACUGCCAGGCUCGGUUGGCGGAAAAUGAGUCGUUUGUGGCCAAGGACCGCAACGUAAAGCUGUACGAUGGUGACGAAAAGACCAGCUACGACGACGGCGAGGUCGUCCUGACGAGCCACCGGCUGCUGUGGGGCCGCAACGGCGAGAUCGCCCGCGGCGGAAACGCCCUCUCGUUGCGCCUCCGGUACGUGCAAUCGUUUGGCGAGGAGGAAGCCAGCUCGAUGCUGUUUGGUCGCAAAAAGCGAAUCAUCCUGCGGCUGGCCGGGCCGCUGCCGGACAAGGCCCCCGGCCCGAUGGACCACAGUGUGGCGCAGUUUGUGAAGCUGAGCGGGAAGAACGGGGUGGAUGCGGGGUUUGUGCAGGCGUUGCAUGAGACGGUGGCCGCGAAAAUUUGGGCUGUUAGUGAGGAGGGCGAGGGGGAGGGGGAGAAGUCGGAACCGGCGAAACGGGUGCUGAGGACGGGGAUUAUGGGAAUCGAGCGGAACAUGGCCCAGAAGCAGAAGCAAACGGACGAGAAUAUAAGUUUGGCGUUUAAGGAUCUGGGGAAGCUGAUGGAGAUGGCGAAGGAUAUGGUGGCGAUUUCGAAGGUGGUCAGCACGAAGAUUCGGGAACGGCAGGGGGACAUUUCCGAGGACGAAACGGUGCGGUUCAAGUCGUACCUGAUGAGUUUGGGAAUUGACGAUCCGGUGACGAGGGACGGGACAAGGAGCAAUUCGGAGUAUUUUAUGAAGCUGUCGCAGCAGUUGUGCGAGAUGCUGUUGGAUCCGAUUACGGAAUCUGGUGGCAUGAUGUCCCUGGCGGACGCCUAUUGUCGCGUGAACCGAGCACGUGGUUUGGAGCUCCUUUCACCGGAGGACCUUCUCGAAGCGUGCAAACUCCUGCUUGGACCAAUCAAGUUACGACAGUUUCCCAGCGGAACGAUGGUACUUCAGCUGGACAACCACGACGACGAGCUUGUAUCGCAAGAGACGGUCGAACUGGUGGAAAAACUCACCUCGAUCAGCGCCGACGAGUUGGCGCGCGCCGUGGGAAUUUCUCUACUGCUAGCCAACGAGCGGCUGCUGACGGCCGAGAACCUCGGCAAACUGUGCCGCGACGAAUCCAUAGAAGGUCUUCGCUUUUAUCCAAAUUUAUUUCUUCAAUAAAACCACCGAUCCAGAUCGUG
Molecule: messenger RNA, 1279 nt
Organism: Culex pipiens pallens (northern house mosquito)
Lineage: Eukaryota; Metazoa; Arthropoda; Insecta; Diptera; Culicidae
Gene: Vps36
Product: vacuolar protein-sorting-associated protein 36
Exons: 3
Coding region: 99-1259 (386 amino acids)
Biological process (GO): protein transport to vacuole involved in ubiquitin-dependent protein catabolic process via the multivesicular body sorting pathway
Cellular component (GO): ESCRT II complex; late endosome membrane
Molecular function (GO): ubiquitin binding; phosphatidylinositol-3-phosphate binding
Source: RefSeq, a predicted model, not a curated record